AUGGCUAUUCAGAAGGACGUUAACUUAAAUGAACCAUUGAGUGACAAAGUCCCACCUACUUUGGGAAAGACAUCGUUGACUCCAGAAUUAUCACAAGCCGCAUUAAUAUUACACGGUGAUUAUUAUAGUCAGUUGCAAGGUAGAUGUAAUAGAUAUGUUUUCUGGCAUACAUUUUCCACUACAUUCUUGAUAAUAUCAACGUCGAUUUUCACAUAUUAUAGAUUAUACGAUUAUAUUUCUGUUUCAGAAAGUAUUGGUGAAUUUUUCAGCUUUUUCAGUAAAAGCCGUGAUUUUCAAUUUCAAGUUAUGGGGGUUCUUCCAUGGCUUGUUUGUGUUUUUGGUAUAGUAGGUAUUGUUGCACAUUUUGUUAGUGAUGUUUUCAAAGAUAUUUCGGUAAAAUUACCACAAUUAAAGUACAUGGAAAAGAUUUUUGGAUUUAAUUUGAGGGAAUACGCCAAGUUGUCACAAUCGGCGUUAUUAAAGCAGAAGCGUAAUUUGACAUCUAAAGACACUGUUUUCUUGAAAAAUGGAGAGAAUACUCACCUUGUUAUAUACCGUGAUUCACCAAUUGCUAUUAUUACUUUGAAACCCUUGCUAGACGAAUCGUCCGAAUCGAAUUUCGUUAUCAAGAUUACCGGGUUACACGUUAGAAAAGCGUUCGCUAAAGUCGAUUUUGACGUUUUAUUACUUGAAUGGUCUUAUGAAAGAGCCCGUGAGCUUCUCAAGGAAUACAAGCCAAGUAAGAAUGCAAAGAUAACUUUAUUAGCUGAUGCUUUCUCCUUUGAUAAGCAACUCAUCAAGACAUUAGAAAACCAAUCUUUCCAAAAGAUUUCAUCUUCCUUUACUCUCAAUUCAUUUGAAGAUGAUUCAGGCUCCCAACCCGGGUUUUUUUCUUACGUGACAUCCACUGGUGCCUACAAAGCAUUUGGUAUCUCGAAGGACACUUAUCGCCUUACAUUACAGGACAAGACUGCAGAUAUAAUUCAAUAG
Molecule: messenger RNA, 990 nt
Organism: Debaryomyces fabryi
Lineage: Eukaryota; Fungi; Ascomycota; Pichiomycetes; Serinales; Debaryomycetaceae
Gene: PHO86
Product: Pho86p
Exons: 1
Coding region: 1-990 (329 amino acids)
Source: RefSeq, a predicted model, not a curated record